This is a messenger RNA of Chinchilla lanigera (long-tailed chinchilla), 603 nucleotides long. Its product is annotated as vomeronasal type-1 receptor 4-like. Gene Ontology annotation, biological process: G protein-coupled receptor signaling pathway. NCBI's taxonomy places the organism in Eukaryota, Metazoa, Chordata, Mammalia, Rodentia, Chinchillidae. Gene Ontology annotation, molecular function: pheromone receptor activity. The record is from RefSeq and is a predicted model, not a curated record. The transcript has a single exon. Gene Ontology annotation, cellular component: membrane. Bases 1 to 603 code for a protein of 200 amino acids.
AUGGUGAAGAUCAGCCCCAUGAGCUCCAUUUGGAAGCAGCUUAAAGCUAACCUUCCCAAGCACAUUGGCUUGUCUAUUUUCCUCAGCUGGAGUCUCAAUAUGUUGGUAAAUUGUAUUUUUCCCUUUUAUAGCAUCAACAAACACAGCAGCAAAAAUAUCACAAAAAUGAAUUUUGGACACUGCACUUCAGGAUUUCAAGACAAAAUCACAGAAGCAUUGUAUGCAGCAUUCAUAUUAUUCCCUGAAGUUUCAUGUUCUGGGAUCAUGAUCUGGUCCAGCGGCUCCAUGAUUUUCAUUUUGCACAGGCACAAGCAGCAGGUCCAACACAUCCGAAAGACAAAUGCUUCCCACAAAUCAUCCCCUGAGUCCAGGGCCACCCAAAGUGUCCUUGUCCUCGUGUGCAGCUUUGUGUGUUUUUACACCCUCUCCUCCUGCUUUUAUGCUUCUGUUGUGAAUUUCGAUAUUCCUCGUUGGUGGCUCCUGAACACCUCUGACCUGAUUUCUACCUGCUUCCCUGCUGUCAGCCCUUUCGUUCUAAUGAGCUGCAACUCCACUGCAUCCAGACUCUGGUUCAAAUUCUCAUGCUUUGUCAGAAGCAGGUAA